UGAAGUUGUCACUGUCUCCAAACUAAUUAACGUACUUCUGCUUUCUGUUUCAAUGGCCUGCUUCAGCUAUCGUCUAAUAUGUUUGCUUCUUGUACUUAUGAUGGUGAUGGCACUACCUAACGGAGCUGCUGCUGCAAGAAGAGGUUCCGAUUAUUGGGAUCCAUUUAUCCGGUCACCUGUGGAUCUGGAGGAUGACGAGUUGGGGAAUGGCACUAGAUGGGCACUACUUGUCGCUGGUUCAAAGGGAUACCAAAGUUACCGGCAUCAGGCAAAUGUUUGUCACGCUUAUCAAAUACUCAAAAGAGGAGGCUUGAAAGAUGAAAACAUUGUUGUGUUCAUGUAUGACGAUAUUGCCACAUGUGAUGAGAAUCCAAGGCCUGGUACAAUUAUUCAUCACCCGGAAGGGGGCGACGUCUACGCCGGAGUACCAAAGGACUACACCGGGGAUGCAGUUACAGCUGAUAAUUUUUUUGCAGUGAUUCUUGGUGACAAAAGUUCGGUGAAAGGUGGAAGCGGAAAGGUUAUUGAUAGCAAGCCGGAUGAUCGAAUCUUUCUUUACUACACGGAUCAUGGAGCUGCUGGAUUGCUAGGGAUGCCGGAAAAGCCUUAUGUUGUAGCCAAUGACUUCGUUGAGGUCUUGAAAAAGAAGCAUGCCAUGGGUACAUACAAAGAGAUGGUUAUAUAUUUGGAAGCAUGUGAAAGUGGAAGCAUCUUCGAAGGCUUGCUGCCUGAAGAUCUCAACAUAUACGCUAUAACUUCAACCAAACCCGAAGAGCCUAGCUAUAUAAUCUAUUGUCCAGACAUGAAUCCGCCUCCCCCACCCGAGUAUACAACUUGCUUGGGAGAUACAUUUAGUGUUGCUUGGAUGGAAGAUAGCGAAACACAUAACCUGAAGAAAGAAUCCUUGGCGCAACAAAUCAACAAGGUGAAGGAGAGGACAUCUAUGUUCGGUACUUACGCGAAUGGUUCUCAUGUAAUGGAAUAUGGUACUAAAGUCAUAAAACCGGAGAAGGUCUAUCUAUAUCAAGGAUACAAUCCUGAAACCGCUAACCUACCAGCUAAUCGGAUUCACUUUGACAAGAAGAUGGAGAGUGUAAAUCAAAGAGACGGAGAUCUAAUAUACUUGUGGCAGAAGUACAAGAGAUCAUCGGUAUCCAACAGAGCGGAAGCUCUCAAGCAGAUGACAGAGACGCUAAGGUAUAUGGCGCAUUUGGAUAGCAGCGUCGACAUGAUUGGGGUGCUUCUUUUCGGACCACAAAAUGGUGGUUCAAUCCUACGUUCGUCUAGAGGUCGUGGUCUACCUCUAGUGGACGACUGGGAUUGUCUUAAAUCGAUGACUCGAUUAUUUGAGAAGCAUUGUGGCUUGCUAACUGAAUACGGCAUGAAGCACAUGCGUGCCUUUGCAAACAUUUGCAACAAUCUAGUUGAGGAGACUGAGGUGGAGGAAGCGAUUAUUGCUACUUGCAGUGGGAAGAACAUCGGACCAUAUGCUAGCCUUGGGGCUUAUAGUGUUUGAGAAUUUUAUCAAGCGUUCUCAUGUGGUGUUUACUUGCGAUAUUAGCAUACUUGAUAGUGUUUAUUUCAACUAUAUGUUUGCAUGUUUCCGUUUCAAAAAGAAUUGUGUUUUGUUUCUAGCUAUG
Helianthus annuus (common sunflower) is the source of this 1640-nucleotide messenger RNA. RefSeq names its product vacuolar-processing enzyme. Gene Ontology annotation, molecular function: cysteine-type endopeptidase activity. The record is from RefSeq and is a predicted model, not a curated record. The transcript has 9 exons. Bases 53 to 1516 code for a protein of 487 amino acids. NCBI's taxonomy places the organism in Eukaryota, Viridiplantae, Streptophyta, Magnoliopsida, Asterales, Asteraceae. Gene Ontology annotation, biological process: vacuolar protein processing.